This is a messenger RNA of Pseudomassariella vexata, 2256 nucleotides long. RefSeq names its product putative alpha-L-fucosidase. The record is from RefSeq and is a predicted model, not a curated record. NCBI's taxonomy places the organism in Eukaryota, Fungi, Ascomycota, Sordariomycetes, Amphisphaeriales, Pseudomassariaceae. Gene Ontology annotation, molecular function: alpha-L-fucosidase activity. The coding region runs from base 1 to 2256 and encodes 751 amino acids. Gene Ontology annotation, cellular component: lysosome. The transcript is spliced from 5 exons. Gene Ontology annotation, biological process: fucose metabolic process; glycoside catabolic process.
AUGGACCCCGACCUGUCCCGACCUCACCUAACCCCUUUCCUCAACGCCAAGGCCUUCGGUUCCCACCCCGGGGAAGCCUCUCUAGAGUCAGAUGGUCACUCCCUCCCAGCCCCAAGCACUAUCGGGACCAACGGCACGUACCAAUCCGUCGCUACAGGCAUCCAGUACGUCUUCCCGGGCUAUACCGGCCCCGACAACCCAGACAACAUUCUCUCACUCGGCCAGACCAUCCCCGUGACAGCGGCAUCCUACUUCUCGGCCUCACUCCUUCUCGUCUCGGAUAAAUCUGAUACCACGACCACCGGAAAUAUUACUCUUACUUACACGGACAACGCUACUACAGUUUCUGAGCUGCGCGUGAAGCCGUACUUUGCGUUUCCCAUUGUGCAAAGGGGGGAAAUCAUUCUGCCGUAUCGGUUCCCGAGCAAUGAUAUAGAUAGGAACGCAACCAAUAUCCACGAGAUCUCCGUCCCGCUGGAUGCGGGAAAGAAGUUAAAGACCAUUACUUUGCCUGAGACGGACAUCAAAACGGGCGGAAUCAAUGUCUUUGCCAUUUCAUUGUGGAAAGGAGCGGGCGGGAUACGAGUGCAGUCUGUGAGACCGACGCAGCAGGUUGAUGAUGAAGGAAACCAGGUCGUCGAAUUGUUGAUAAAUAACUCGGGAGCGGAUUGUGUUUCGGGGGGUGGGUUGAUGGUGUCGGUCUCCGCACCGGGGGUGUCUACAGUCACGGAGGCAAAAAUCAGGAGGUUAUGUCCGGGGGAUCAAAAGAAGGCCAGGGUUUCGGUCAGUGGGACGUACACUGGUGUUGUGAAAAUAACGUUGGAUUAUAUAGGCAGUGCGCUGAGCAGUAGUUUCGAUGGAGUCGAGAUUGGUCUGUCAGACUACACGACCGACCUCAAUAGCCUGGUGCGGCACGAGAGCCCGCAGUGGUUCGACGACGCCAAGUAUGGGAUCUUCAUCCACUGGGGCCCCUACGCCGUGCCGGGAUGGGGAAACUCGACGCCCUAUGAGAAUUACGCCGAGUGGUUUUGGUACUGGUCCACCCGCCCGAACGAAGAUAAUACGGGCUUUACGGAUUACCGCCUGCGCACCUUCGGCCCCAACUGGACCUACGACGACAGCUUCGCUAAAUACACCGCCUCAGCCUGGGACCCCAAAGAAUGGGUCGAUCUCUUCGCCGCUGCGGGGGUGAAGUACUUCGUGUUCACGACGAAACACCACGACGGAUUCGCCAACUUCGACACGCAACCCACCACUGCGCGGAAUUCGUUGAACUAUGGACCUAAGCGCGAUGUGCUAAAAGAACUCAUGGACGCGGCGAAACUGUACCAGCCGGGUUUGAGGAGGGGGACAUAUUUCUCUAUGCCCGAGUGGUUCAAUCCUGAUUAUGAGGAAUAUGGGUUCAAGCAGUGGCCGGGUAUCAUUGCACGGAAUCCGUUUACGGGGCAGGAGGAGCCAUACACGGGGAGAGUAGAGGGUGUGGGGGAUUAUUUGGCGAAUAUACAGUUGCCGCAGAUGGAGACACUAGCUUAUGACUACGAGACGGAGAUCAUGUGGUGCGAUAUUGGCGGGCCCAAUUUAUCGGGGGAGUUUGCGGCAAAGUGGUGGAAUUGGGCGAGGGGGCGUGGGAGGGACGUGACGAUUAAUUCGCGGUGUGGUCUCGCUCAAGUCUCCGACUUCGACACCCCGGAAUACGAAACGUUCUCCUCCGCCCAGCAAUACUACAAAUGGGAGUCGAGCCGGGGCAUGGACCCCUUCUCCUACGGAUAUAACCGUGCGACCCCGCCAGAGCAGUAUAUGAACGCGAGCGUUAUCGUCUCAUCGCUCGUCGACAUCGUGUCGAAGAAUGGAAACUUCCUUUUGGACAUCGGACCCAUGGCUGAUGGCUCCAUAUUGCCUAUUGAGGCGGAUGCUUUGAGGGAGGCAGGGAGCUGGAUCGCAAGACAUGAGGAGGCGAUUUUUAAUACUACUUUCUGGUUUAUAAAGAGUGAGAUUGAGGGAGAUGGAGGGGGAAUGGGCGCCAGGUUUACGCAGACAGAGGGAGCGUUUUAUGUUUUAUUUUUGGAGAGGCCGGUGGUGGGUGAGAAAGGGGUCGUGAGAGUAGAGGCCCCGGUGCCGAUUUUGGAGGGGGACGUGGUUAGCAUGUGGAAUGUCGUGAGGGAAGAGACGAAUGUGGUACUGGAGAUUUCGGUUGAUGAUGGUAUCCUUGCUAAGGAUGAAUAUUGUUGGGUUUUCAAGAUCGCUUAUGCCGAAUGA